GAAAAUUACAUGUAAAUUAAGGAGGUAACAGAGAGUAUGCUUUUAGAUAGGAUAGAUUAGCAAAAAAGAAAUACAUAUAGCCAACCUUGAUCUAUUUGUUAAGGAUUCAUAGCUGACCUAAAACUUUUGGGCCUACAGCUUGGUUGUUCUUGUUGUGGUUGUUCCUGUGUCUUCUGCCUGUGUACCAUGGCUGCACCCUUUAUGCUCUUUUAAUUGAAUUACAACUAUCUAUCAUUAUUUAUUAUACAAGUGUAAUAAUUUAUUCAAGAGAGGAGAUGGUUCAAAAUUGACUACAAAAUAAUUACAAAUCUCAUGCUCAUAAUAUCUUAAAAAUCUAAAAAAGAUGAGAGCAUGCUGCCCAAAACAGUCAUCCAUUCGUUGGGACUGCAACAUCAACUGGUUAAUUACAUGAUUAGACUGUUAAUACCAUAAAAAGUUCUAAGAUUUCUCUCUACAAGUCAUCCACACCACAGAUGAGGGAGUAGCCUUCCAAACCUUAAUUUUCUAUGGAGAUGGAAUUUUCCUUGCCAGCAUUCAUACAACUGAAUCUGAACACUAUUUUUGUUGUGACCCAAAAACCCCAAAGAGAGUAAACACAUUUGACCACAUCCCUUGCCACUGAACAAUGUAGAAGUAGUUGAUCUCCAAACUCCUUGUUACUCUUGCAUUUGCAAUACCAGUAUGACUUUAUGAGUCAACAUUGCAGUCCAUAGACUCCUGGAAAAUUAGCUUCUAUAGAUCCUCUGAUAUAGAAUAUCAUAGUACAAGUGGACUUCAAUAUUUUCUCCUUUUUAUUUUUAUUUUUUUAUGAGAGAACAUUUUCACUCUUAGUGGAAGUAUUUUUGGAACAUUUCAAGGAGAACUAUGAUGCAAAAAUUUUUUGGCAUCCCAAUCUUUAAAGUGAGCUUUAUGAAUGCUGAUGAUACUAGAUGUUGAUUUAAGCUUCCAGGAGAGUUGACAAAUCCUUCAUGUCCCAAUUUUUAAAAUGCUGAUGCAUGGUCCUUUACAAGUCUUGAUGGAGGAUGCAACUGAGCAGUCAAGUAAAUGAGCCUUUCUCUUGUCCUUCAAACAGGACUCAUGAUUCAUGAAAGUCAGUUUAGCAUCCUUUAUACGGUUCAAAAGCUGUUUAGAAUCUGCAAUGUCCUCCAGGAGUCGUUCGGGAUUCACUGGUGUCCAUUUGGUAGCUUAACGCGUCUUCCUUCAUCAUUUGAGGAAGGGGAAUUUUCGUCAAGUGCAUAUCAUGAUCUACUGGGGCAACAUGCUAUCUUUGCCGAACAGACAGCUGUAUCAUCUACUCAUCCAUGCCCAUAUAUUGCUUACUUUGGACCAAUCCAUCCCUCAUCCUCAAAUUCCAAUGGUAAUGUUCCAGAGGCUGCUAGCUUAAAUAAUCCCUGGGGCCCAUCAGUACCUAGUGAGAUGCCCACUUCCUAUGCUUUUCCUGCCAUGGAUCCUCAUUAUCACAGUUGGGAGCACCAUUCCUCUCCCUUCCCUACGUCCAGCAGCCGUAUUGCUGCACCUGAUCGGCCUUCUGUUCUGCCUGGCACUCAAAGGUCGGCAAGGACCAGCUCUGAUAUACCAAGAUCAGGAUCUUUUAUGCAUCCAUCAUUCCUUGUUGGUCACAGUUCUGGUGGUAGACCAGGGAGUUCAGUGGGUUCUUCAAUGAUUCCUCCUUACCCUGGCAGUAAUGCUCGAGCCCGUGAUAGAGUCCAAGCUCUUCAGGCAUACUAUCAGCAACAGCAGCCAAGCAAUUCAACAUCCAUGCGCACACCCAUCAUUUCUGGAAGCCGAAGAUCCAGCAAUCAUAGAGGCAUGGCUCAAGUGGGACCAGUGGCCUCAUCAUCUGACCAAACUGGUGCCUUUUAUAUUGUCCCACCAGGUUCAUCAGGUCGUAACUAUCAAGAAGCAGAAAAUCCUCUGUCAAGUCAGUUCCAUUCGUGGGAAAGAGAUCAAAGAGAUCACUUGCCGUCAUUCUCAUUGAACCAGGUUGACAGAGAGUCAGGUUGGGGGUCAUAUCACCAAGCUGCUAGUGGGUCAGAUUCCAGUAUCAGAUCCAGCAGCUUCCGUCAAAGGCAUGGAUCCGAGAGGACAUCUGCACAAAAUCGGUCAUAAAUUUCAUUCCUUGUCCUUUUCCGGUGAAGCAAACUACCACUACUAUGCUGAAACCAAAAUUUAUGUAUGCUUGAGAAAAAUGAUAUAUCAUGCUUGGAGUUUGUCAGAUCUUGGCAGAUUCAAAAAAAAAAAAAAAAAACUGUGGAGUGGCCCUCCAAAAGGUGCUUUUUGGCCGGCCACAUGGUGGUGUGAUGGACUUUGGCUUCCUCUAGUUUCUUUGCCUUUUGAGGAUAUAAAAUAAGAUCACAUGCUAGGUGGAAACAAUAGGAUUUGGGCAGUAGUCCUGCCAUUUUCAUAUCAACUUGAGUGACCCACAAUCUUAGACUCUUGAGAAGCCCCAUGGUAUAUUGGACCAACUGCUUUUCAGGGUUACUGUUUAGUGGGUCUGUCUAUUUAUGUCCAAAAACAUUCCCUUCUCUCCUUUGCAAACACUUGUGGAUUUUUAUGAGCAAAGGAAACGUGUAUAAAAAUCAGUUUGUGCUCAAACAAUAUAUGGGAUAUCCAUUAAUUGGCCCAACUUUGUAUUGGUGUUGGUCUUAUAAAAUGAGCUUUUACAUUAGUAUGCUAAA
Quercus lobata is the source of this 2678-nucleotide messenger RNA. RefSeq names its product RING/U-box superfamily protein. The record is from RefSeq and is a predicted model, not a curated record. The coding region runs from base 1045 to 2109 and encodes 354 amino acids. NCBI's taxonomy places the organism in Eukaryota, Viridiplantae, Streptophyta, Magnoliopsida, Fagales, Fagaceae. Gene Ontology annotation, molecular function: ubiquitin-protein transferase activity. The transcript has 6 exons.